AUGACCGUUGCCACCCAGUCCGCCGACGAUCCAAGCACUCUCACGCCGUCCAUGGCCUCCAUAUCCCUCGACUCGUCCGCCUACCCUCACAUCCUGGAAUCCGUACUCGCCUACGCGCCAAAGGAAGCCCUAAUUGCCCUUCGCGGGGUGUCAACCAACCUCCGAGACCGGGUCGACGCCGUCCUCUGCCGCCACAUCCUAUUUACAAGUUAUUCACCCAACGAGAUCUUCGGCAAGACCGGGGGCAUACCUGGCCUAUGGCCAGCCUGUGACUGGAAGGAGGAGGGUGAGGUGCGAGUCCUCUCUCAUGCCCGUGUAGCCGACAUAAUCGGGCCCUUUGGUGCGCCCGACGCUCGCGCCUCCCAACUCUCCUCCACCCUCAAUCGCCUGGAAGCGGUGCGCCUGCGGCAUCACCCGGCCGGGCCACUGAGCAUGAUCUGUCCCCUGUCCGCACCGCUUCUGGUGACAUUUACGACGUUGACCGAGGUGGGAAGCUGGGACCACCCGGCAGUUGCAGAGGUCGGUCCCGUGCCGGAUGGGGUGGAGAGGUUCGUCCUCAACCUCCGGUACGACCCUGGACGGAGCUGGAUGUCGCAGGCUCAUAUACCGCCGUUCUCACGGCCCAAGUCGCUCAAAUAUGUCGUGAUCGUGUUUACCGAGAAGACGACCCAUCAAGAAGAAGAGGUGUGGUUCAGGCGCGCAAGUAAGCCGAUGGGCUUACUUAACUCGAUCGUCCUUGGUAUGACUAUGGCGAUUCCGAAGGGCGUCGAGUAUACGUUGGUGGACGCCGAGACGCUGCGCCCCGAAUGGCUCGGGAAUGACGGAACAGGCACAAUUGUCGGGAGGGAGGAGGGCGCAAUUGAGGGCGCAGUCAAGGAUAGCGUUGUGGCCGGGCUCAAGAAGUGGGAGAGGUGGAGUGAUCAAGUGGCGGCAGAGGCCGCGGGUGCCAUUGCGUUCCGCACGCGCGCCGAGUAUCGCGCCGAGGUUGGCGAGGCUGCGUUCGAGCUGCACACGGUCGAGUAA
Cutaneotrichosporon cavernicola is the source of this 1023-nucleotide messenger RNA. RefSeq lists its product as uncharacterized. Bases 1 to 1023 code for a protein of 340 amino acids. NCBI's taxonomy places the organism in Eukaryota, Fungi, Basidiomycota, Tremellomycetes, Trichosporonales, Trichosporonaceae. The transcript has a single exon. The record is from RefSeq and is a predicted model, not a curated record.